GAGGCAAGUGGAGUAGUGUCCAAAAGUAUCAAGUCUUGAACAGCGUGUCACAGGUGACAUUGCCAACCACUUAUGGUAUUGCUAAAGCCAUCACCGGAGUAGUUUUGAAACUUAUUAAAUCUACCAGAUGUAAGCUACGGAUGGGAGGGAAGUCAAACCAUUCUCAAGCGCUAAAGAGGAGGUACUGUCUUGUUCUUACAUCUCAAGUUACUGCCUGAAUGAGAUUUUUGUGAUCCGCUGGGCAACGUAUUUAACAAAAGGCCAUGGAUUUUGUCAUGAAACAAGCUUUGGGAGGGGCUACCAAAGAUAUGGGGAAGAUGUUGGGAGGCGAGGAAGAGAAGGACCCAGAUGCACAGAAAAAGGAAGAAGAAAGGCAAGAGGCACUUCGACAGCAGGAAGAUGAAAGGAAGGCAAAGCAUGCCAAAAUGGAGGCUGAACGCGAGAAAGUCCGGCAACAGAUUAGAGAUAAGUACGGUCUCAAGAAAAAAGAAGAGAAAGAAGCAGAGGAGAAAGCUGCAAUGGAGCAGCCCUGUGAAGGAAGCUUGACCCGUCCGAAGAAAGCCAUUCCAGCUGGAUGUGGUGAUGAAGAUGAGGAAGAGGAGGAGAGUAUUCUUGACACUGUUCUCAAAUACCUUCCAGGACCUCUUCAAGAUAUAUUCAAGAAGUAAACUACUUGGAAAAGACUGUUUACUGCAUUGAUACUUUUAUGUUAGAUUAUACUUGGAAACAUUAAUUUUUAUCUCAUUCAAGAUCAUUUAAUAUGGACGUCACUGAAUUGUCAUGUAUCUUUCCUUCUGCCACAAGUGAAGCUGACAGAAGGGUCUCAGAACUGCUGUGUUUGGUAGGCUAAUCAAAUGAUUUACAUAAAAUGUGUCAAUGUUUUAAAAAAGUGUUAAGGCACAAUAUAUUAAUAAGGCAAUGGUACUGCUGUGUGGCAAGACUUGUUGCGUGAGCUUGGUUGUGGAUAUAGGAACAGCCUGAGUAAUGAGAGAGCCUGUAACUCCAGCACUAUCACACAAGUGUCAGGCCAGGGGAAAGACAUUGAUUGGUUAUUUAAAGCCAUGCAGCUUUGCAGAGUUGUACAUAGAAUCAUUGGCCUUCUACGUGGUUAUGAUCUGUUCUAGGUAAGACUGCCUCUACCAUUUCACAGGACAAUGCUUAUUGUAUUCCUAACAUUCUGCUAAAUUAUAACUGCACUCUUUGGAUUCAAUCCCUCAUUUUGACUCCGCAAAAUGAGGAAAAGGAGAUGCAUUUUCAGUGGCGUAUAUUCACGCGGCUGAUAUGCACACUUCAUUUCUGAGAUCCUAUCUAUCAUUCUCAACUCGACUGCAAUAGAAGACUUGUUUUAAAAAAAAGGUAAAUAUUUUUUGUGCCUCUCUUUAUUGUAAGCCAUGGUGAGAGAAGGUAUUCAAACAAAGGGAUUUAGAAUGGAUUUUAACUUAAACCAAUGUCUUUUUUUUGUUUGAUAAAUAAAUAAAUACAGAUAUGUCAGGCUUA
Molecule: messenger RNA, 1497 nt
Organism: Protopterus annectens (West African lungfish)
Lineage: Eukaryota; Metazoa; Chordata; Ceratodontiformes; Protopteridae
Gene: CPLX2
Product: complexin 2
Exons: 4
Coding region: 264-668 (134 amino acids)
Biological process (GO): regulation of neurotransmitter secretion; neurotransmitter transport; synaptic vesicle exocytosis
Cellular component (GO): terminal bouton; SNARE complex
Molecular function (GO): syntaxin binding
Source: RefSeq, a predicted model, not a curated record